Messenger RNA from Conger conger (European conger), 2248 nucleotides. RefSeq names its product cathepsin F (gene ctsf). The record is from RefSeq and is a predicted model, not a curated record. The transcript has 14 exons. Gene Ontology annotation, cellular component: lysosome. Gene Ontology annotation, molecular function: cysteine-type endopeptidase inhibitor activity; cysteine-type endopeptidase activity. Lineage: Eukaryota; Metazoa; Chordata; Actinopteri; Anguilliformes; Congridae. The coding region runs from base 134 to 1570 and encodes 478 amino acids.
CCGCCAUGUUGUCUGACGUCGGGCACUACGCCAACUUGAUUUCGAUAAAUAGGCUGCGGGACCAUCAACAUUACCUCUGAAAAACACGUUGCACGGGAACAACAGUACUCUUGCUCUAUUCAGAGACGUCGAAAUGGAGAUCAGUUGUCGCCAUUGGAACAACAUUUUGUUCUUUGUAACUGUGGUCGUUUUGGGUUUUGUGCAAAGCCAGAAUGACGGUCCGGACCGUCCUUUAUUUGGGGCCCCAGGAUCGCCGAUUCAUCUGUCUGCCUCCGAUCCGAGUUUACAGAAAGUCGUCAGAUUUGCAGAGGGACGUUACAACACUGGCUCAAACGGCAUUUAUCUGCGCAGAGUUAGCAAAAUCGUAUCUGCCAGUAAACAGGUGGUGAAGGGGAUCAAGUACAGUAUUGUCAUUGAACUGGGAAACACGAUGUGUAAGAAGUCUGCUGCAUUGGCUGACCCUGCAGCCUGCGACUUCCAUGCGGACCCCAACAAGUUGAAGACAGAAGUUUGUGUGUUUGAAAUUUGGGACAUCCCAUGGCAGAGGAAGUCUACCAUUCUCAAGCAGAAGUGCCAGCCAGCAGCUUCCUCCAAGGAGACUGACAGAACUGGGCCUCUUCCCCUUUCACCCAGCACCCCUGUCAAGGAGGCGGUGAACCUGCUGUCCGCAUUUAAAGAGUUUGUGACCAAACACAACCGUAGCUACAGCAGCCAGGAAGAGGCGGACAAGCGCCUACGGAUUUUCCAGGAGAACCUGAAGACCGCGCAGAUGCUGCAGUCUUUGGACCAGGGAUCAGCUGAGUACGGGGUCACCAAGUUCAGUGACCUCACAGAGGAGGAGUUCCGCUCGCUGUAUCUGAACCCUCUCCUGAGCCAGCAGAACCUCCGGCGCCCUCUGAGGCCCGCGGCCCCCCCACGCGGCCCCGCCCCCCCCAGCUGGGACUGGAGGGAGCACGGAGCCGUCAGCUCGGUCAAGAACCAGGGCAUGUGCGGGUCCUGCUGGGCCUUCUCAGUCACUGGGAACAUUGAGGGUCAGUGGUUUCUGAAGAACGGAGAGCUGCUCUCUCUUUCUGAGCAAGAGCUGGUGGACUGUGAUCGGCUGGACCAGGCUUGUGGGGGUGGGCUGCCAUCCAACGCCUAUGAGGCCAUUGAGAAGCUCGGUGGUCUGGAGACCGAGACGGAUUACAACUACACAGGACACAAGCAGAACUGUGAUUUCUCCACCGGGAAAGUGGCAGCCUAUAUCAACAGCUCGGUGGAGCUGUCCAAAGAUGAGAACGAAAUUGCUGCAUGGCUUGCAGAGAAUGGACCAGUUUCUGUGGCUCUCAAUGCCUUUGCUAUGCAGUUCUACAGAAAAGGGGUGUCUCACCCUCUGAAGAUCUUCUGUAAUCCCUGGAUGAUUGACCACGCAGUGCUCCUCGUGGGAUACGGACAUCGUAAUGGAAUCCCAUUCUGGGCCAUUAAGAACAGCUGGGGCGAGGACUACGGAGAGGAUGGCUAUUACUACCUCUACAGAGGGUCCAGGUUGUGUGGGAUAAACAAGAUGGGCUCCUCUGCUGUGGUGAACUAAACAGCAUCACUGGCUGGCCUCCAUAGAUAACUGCUGGCUAGCAAACAUACCCACUACCAACUCCAAAAUGAGCUACGUACAGCCUCCCUCCCGGGAGCAAUCAGGAAUUUAGGAAUUCAGACACUAGUGGGGGGGGGGGGGGGGGGAAGUUACUAUAAACAAUGAUUAAACACUGGAAAGACAAACGUGAAACUGGAGAGUUUUAAACUGAAAUAUGCUUAAAAAAGGGACUAAAUGCUGAUGUAUGAUAGAUUUUACAGAGCUUUGACUAGAGGACUUCGUUUUUGGUUUAGUACGUUCAGGGGAAACUGGGGAUUUUAGUGAGUUUAGAAGAAGAAAAAAAAACUAGCCUUUCAUCAAAGUUACAUGAUACAUUAGCUGUUUUAAUAUUUUAAUUAUUUAAUGCAGUCAAUGUUUUUAGAUGAGUAGGCAGUCAUUUUCUGUAAUGGCAAAUUGUCCUAUUGUAGGCUACUGUGCAAUAUAUAUUCAUAGACCUUUUUAGAUGUGGGAAAGGAAUUUGUGAAUUUGGUUAUUUUAAUAAAUUGUUUUCACUGUAUAUGAAAUGGAGUGCCAUAUCAAUGGUUCACAUCAAACAAAUAUCUGUAGAAAGCAUUAGUGAUUUGCUCUGACUGAAAUCAGUUUUGUUUUCCAUGGAAUAAAAUCCUAUUAUUCACCUCA